This is a messenger RNA of Rodentolepis nana, 816 nucleotides long. The record is from the annotation of a GenBank genome assembly. NCBI's taxonomy places the organism in Eukaryota, Metazoa, Platyhelminthes, Cestoda, Cyclophyllidea, Hymenolepididae.
GUUUGGUUUCAAAAUCGCCGAAGCAAGGAGCGCCGAAUGAAACAGCUCUCCGCACUUGGUGUUCGACGGAAUUUCUUUCAACAGCAACAACAACAACAACAGCAGCAUGUUCAUCAUCUGACCGCCAGACGAAUGCGGUUGGAUGGAAGUGAGUGUGAACCGCGUGAUACCUUCGGACUGGAAGAUCUGCCACCUGAUGUGAUGGCCGAAAUCCUACACAUGCCGCUUCUGCAUGCCCCACAGCAGGCCCAAGGCUAUCAGAGCAGUCUCUUCUGCGUUGAUGCCCAUCGUGAUUUCUAUAACGCAGUGGUGGCCGAAGCAACAGGACCUCUACAAAUGGGAGCUCCGCCUGUAUUUGCCUACAAUUCCUCACCACUCUCAGCUGGAUAUCGGAAUCCCUUUAUUGGCAGCAGUGGCAGCAUGGCCUACUCUUCACCUCGUGAUGAAAGUGGAAUGGUGAAAAAAGUGUCGCCACUGUCACCUCAACUUGGAAAGUCUGAUGAGCAAAUUAGCGAUUCAUCAGUUUAUUUUUCUGAUGGGUGUGCAUAUCCCCUGGAGAAAUUUGCUCCAACCUCACCUUCAGAAUCCUUCACGCAAUUGGUUGAACGGGGCUUCCCUCGUAAUGCCCGAUUUCUCGGGGAGCAUGAUCUCUCAUCUGCUACCCAAGACAAUUUCGCUCAUCAAAAUCAUCCCCAUUCUCACGAUGUUCAGUCAAGUUUAAGCCAACAGCUCACUCACCUUUCACCUAUUAGACCCCAACGAGGACCUGUGGACCAUCAGAUGACCUCUACAGGUAUUAUUGAAUGUUCUUGGUAG